AGACACACCCUCCUUCCUCCUCUUCCUCCUCUUCCUCCUACUUCUCCUUCAGUCUCAGAGAGCAGAGCAUUCGUGUUGACUGCCCAGAGUCCACGAACACACCGAGCGCCUGCAGCAGCUCACAUUCCUGCAGCCCCGCCGGCCUCUGCUCAGACAUGUCGCUGCACAGCUUUGGCUUUGAACCACUCUCCUGCCACGCCUGGAACAAAGACAGGACACAAAUUGCUGUGAGCCCUAACAACAAUGUGGUAAAUAUCUACGAGAAGAAAGGAAAAGACUGGGUGAAGAUCGAUGAGCUGACGGAGCACAGCGGACGCAUCACAGGAAUUGACUGGGCUCCAGAGUCCAACCGGAUCGUGACAUGCGCAUCCGAUCGGAACGCCUACGUGUGGACUCUGAAGGAUAGCGUUUGGAAACCCACGCUGGUUCUGCUGAGGAUCAACCGUGCAGCCACUUGUGUGAAGUGGUCCCCACUGGAGAACAAGUUUGCUCUGGGCAGUGGAGCUCGACUCAUCUCUGUCUGCUAUUUUGACAAGGAGAACGACUGGUGGUUAAGUAAGCACAUUAAGAAGCCCAUUUGUUCCACUGUCCUGAGUCUGAGCUGGCAUCCUAACAACAUCCUCCUGGCAGCGGGGUCUGCAGACCUUCACUGCAGGAUCUUUUCUGCCUACAUCAAAGAUAUUGAGGACAAGCCUGGACCCACAGCCUGGGGGGCAAAGAUGCCGUUUGGAGAGGUUCUGCUGGAGCACAAGGAUUGUGGAGGAUGGGUCCACAGUGUCUCCUUCUCCCCAGCAGGAGACCAGCUGGCCUGGGUGGCCCACAACAGCAGCAUCAGUGUGGCUGAUGCCACUGAGGGAAAACAGGUGACCCAGCUGAGCACCAGCCAUCUUCCACUGCUCAGCGUCCUCUUCGUCAGUGCAUCUGAGAUUGUUGCUGCGGGUCAUGACUGCUGUCCAUAUCAGUUCACAUUCAAGAGUCCUGGUUCCCUGGAAUUUGUGAAGAAGUUGGAUAUUCCCAAGCAGACCUCCAAGGGCAGCAUGUCAGCCAUGCAACAUUUCCGCAACUUGGAUAAGAAGGCCACAGAGGAGGAUGACAAAGAACUGAACACCCUUCACCAGAACAGCAUCACGCAGCUGUGCGUCAUGUCAGGGGACAAAAGCAAAGUGGACAAGUACAGCAGUGUGGGUCUGGACGGAGCCAUGGUGAUCUGGACUUUUAAGCACUGACUCUGAAAGAUGCUGUUUCUGGGAGAUCUUCUGCGACUUCAAUCACUCUUUUUUUGUUAUUUUGAAGUACAUGAAAAUGCAAUGUGACCUAAUGAAUUCUGAUCACUGCAUUAAAAGAUGUCAAAUUCCCAGCCGAA
Oryzias melastigma (Indian medaka) is the source of this 1363-nucleotide messenger RNA. RefSeq lists its product as uncharacterized. Lineage: Eukaryota; Metazoa; Chordata; Actinopteri; Beloniformes; Adrianichthyidae. The record is from RefSeq and is a predicted model, not a curated record. Gene Ontology annotation, biological process: Arp2/3 complex-mediated actin nucleation. The transcript has 10 exons. Bases 156 to 1226 code for a protein of 356 amino acids. Gene Ontology annotation, molecular function: actin filament binding. Gene Ontology annotation, cellular component: Arp2/3 protein complex; actin cytoskeleton.